Messenger RNA from Geodia barretti, 366 nucleotides. NCBI's taxonomy places the organism in Eukaryota, Metazoa, Porifera, Demospongiae, Tetractinellida, Geodiidae. The record is from the annotation of a GenBank genome assembly.
AUGCGGUUUGAGACCGCGCCCGGUGAGCAGGCCCAGGUGGAUUGGGGCAGUCUGGCUUACGUCGGUGCGGGCGGUAAGAAGCGCCGCGUCUGGGUGUUUGUGAUGACCAUGGGCUGGUCGAGGACCUGCUACGUGGAACUGGCGCGCAAGGCGUACACCGCCGCUUUCAUCCAGUGCAACGUAAAUGCCUUCGAGUAUCUGGGCGGCGUGCCCCGACGCUGUCUGUACGACAAUGCGAAGGUGAUCACGCUGGGCCGGGACGGGGCGAAGCGACCGGUAUGGAACCAGCGAAUGCUGGACUUCGCCCUCAGGGUGGGCUUUGAGCUGCGACUGUGCCAGCCCUACCGGGCCCAGACCAAGGGCAAG